GCGGCGGAGCGGCGCUAGAAGCAACCUCGCACGUCACCGGCAGCGAGCAACGACGACCUGGCACUUCUCCUCGGCGCGCACGCAUGACGCGCUACCACAUACAUAUAUACCACCUACCUCAGAUGGACGCCAAGCGAGAGACCAAGCUGCAGUUUCCAUCGCAGCCCUACCUGUUGAUAAUUCAGCAGCGUCGAUGUCGGUAGGCAAGAAGCCGUCGCCGUCGACGUCGCGGCACGACGCGGAGAAGGCCGCCGAAGAAGUAGAGGGAGGAGACAACAGCGGCGGCGACGUCGCCGUGAUGCAGCGGAAGGAGAGCGGUGGGAAGAAGGCGGCCGAUCAGCGGCGGUACAGCCGGUGCUUCUCGGGGCUGGAGAUCAGCAUCGGUCCGGGCCCGCUCAAGGACGUCGACGCCGGGAAGCUCAAAGGGCAGAUCAGGAAGUGGGCCAGGGCCGUCGUGGGCUACGCGCGCCAGCUCAGCUUCGGCUCGCCGAGGUCCUCCCCUCGCAAGUCCGGCGACGGCGCCACGCCGAAGUCGGCCGCCGUCCGGUCCAAGUCUGGCCUCGGCGGCGCCAGGAGCGACCCUCCCUCGGCCGAGCUGCCACCGUGAAAGCUUUGGUAACUUACAAGAGUACUCCUUGACCGGUCGGUUGCGUGUGACCACGUAGAGUUAUUCAGCUUCUUCCUUUCUUCCUCCCAUCUUAUAAUAUUAAAAAUUUAUUUGAUUUGUUUUCCCAUGCUUGGCUUGAUUAUCUCUUUCGGUUGAGUAAGAUUCUUUGAUUCAAUUGUUCGUGCAUAGACACCAGAUAUGUACAUGUUCAAUAAUAAUGAUUUACUCCUACUAUGGAUGCUUCAAUUGCAGCGUAACUA
Triticum aestivum (bread wheat) is the source of this 867-nucleotide messenger RNA. RefSeq lists its product as uncharacterized. Lineage: Eukaryota; Viridiplantae; Streptophyta; Magnoliopsida; Poales; Poaceae. The transcript has a single exon. The record is from RefSeq and is a predicted model, not a curated record. The coding region runs from base 194 to 607 and encodes 137 amino acids.